Messenger RNA from Sinocyclocheilus anshuiensis, 4660 nucleotides. RefSeq lists its product as uncharacterized. The transcript has 2 exons. Gene Ontology annotation, biological process: regulation of DNA-templated transcription; circadian rhythm. Gene Ontology annotation, molecular function: DNA binding; DNA-binding transcription factor activity. The record is from RefSeq and is a predicted model, not a curated record. Bases 1141 to 2919 code for a protein of 592 amino acids. Lineage: Eukaryota; Metazoa; Chordata; Actinopteri; Cypriniformes; Cyprinidae. Gene Ontology annotation, cellular component: nucleus.
AAGCUGAAGUGUUGUGUACACAGAGGCGUGUUGAAGCAACCGCACACUGCUGUCGCCGUAUAUAUGAUCGGUGGGUGUAUGGGCUGAGUGUCGUUUUACUGAGUACGGGAGAGAAGAGCUUUUUUGACCACCUCCGUCCCCUCUUUGGUCAUUUCGGCAGGGGCGGAGGCUUGUGUAUCGUCAUGAUUAACAAAAGCGUGACUAGGAACCCAAAGCUCCGUGUUAUGCAACCGCUGACCUACUAACACACAUUCGAGGACGACGAGAGGAGCAAGUGUGUGUGUAGCUUACGUGUGUGUAAGAGACGAAAACUGGAGCAAAGCCUCCGACAUAACACAAGGACGAAGAGGGAGGGAGAGAUAGACGGCGAAUAGCAGCACAUUCAGGGAGUCGCAUUAAUCGACACAAAGCCGGUGAGUGGAUCACGACCCACACGGGACAUUUUUCAGCCCAGACUGAAGUUGUAAAAGGAAGAAAGACCAGAAUCGGGACGAGAAACCGCAUAUAGAGGCACUGAGGAGCGAUUUAUUGAAGAAUAAAAGAGGAUCCUUGCGUUUAACGAAAGGAAUGCGCUAUUUCACUUCGAUCUGUUCAUCAAAGACUGGGAUAAAACACUGAGCUGAGACGGAUCUGAUAUAUGAUCAACAUCUUUCGGGGGUGCUUGGGAAAAAAAAAAAGUUUAUUCUUCAACUGCAAUCCCAGCCUACACUGCCACCUCACCCAUCAAGAACAAGGAGCUUUGCCAAGUCAACAAAUUAAACUGUCUAAAUUAAGAAAGAACUGAAAGCAAGCUAAACAAACAAAAAAAAAGAAAACGACUAUCCCUACUAAACUAAACUUGUAACACCUAUCCAAUGACGGUUGUUUUUGUUGCCUUUCAUCUUUUUCUUAUCUUUUUGACCAGUCUGGACACUUGAAAGGUUUGAAGACUGGUUAGAGUAGGAGGAAAAAGGCAUCAAUCAGAAAUACGUACAGUUCCUCUUUGGAGGAAAAAACAGAACCUUGUACAUCAUUGUAUAUGCUGACAAUUAAGUGUGUUUUUGAAGUGUUAAUCAGAAAGAAAUACUUUUCAGUAUUAAAACAUUAAUUUUCAAUGUCAACUGAGUGCCAGUUAUACAAACUGGCCUUAACAGAACCACAAUGGAAAGCCUAAAUCUUCCUACCCAAAAUAACGAUUCCAGUUUGGAAACGUUAGAAACAUUCUCAACCUACAGCGAGAGUUUACCAUCACCCCAAAUCACCAGCCCUCCUCGUCAAGGCCGACUAGUAAAACCAAAACCCAAUAUGACCUGUCGACGAAAGCGGGAGUUCAUCUCAGAUGAAAAGAAAGAUGCAUUCUACUGGGAAAAACGACGCAAGAAUAACGAGGCUGCCAAAAGGUCAAGGGAGAAGCGCCGAAUCAAUGAUAUGGUGUUGGAGAACAGAGUAAUGGCACUGAAUGAGGAGAAUGUGCGGCUGAAGACAGAACUCCUGCAAUUGAAACUAAGAUUUGGACUCAUAAGCUCUGCCUCUUACAUGGAGAAGACCCAGCAGAUCAGCAAUGGUUCAAAGGCAGCGACUAAUGGAGCUAAUGGUAACGGAGCAACUUCCGGAAAUCCAUAUUACUCAAGCAGUGGAUACUCCAGUGCUUCUCAGGUCAUGAUGAACUCUGAUUCCUCAGAGGCUGAACAGCCAACCAGGAGUGAACGCCACACAACUUUACCCAAGUACUCCCCAUGUAGAUCACUGUCUGACAUGUCUGAUGGAUCUUCACGGGACAGUCCUGAACCUAUAAACUUUGACGUCAAACACGAGAGCUCUGGAAUGGACAUUAACAGGCUUGAGGCAAGUGUUCUUAAUGGCAUGUUCAAUGGCCAUCAAAGUCUUGGACGACUAGAGAAUCAUCAAGCGCAAGAAAUGGAACAGCAAGAAGGUGUCAACAACCCAGCCCCCCUAUCCGCCACGCCCCAAAGAAGUGUCAUCCUCUUUCGUUCCGGAAGCAGCUCGUACCCUGUUGAGGACAUGGAGCAGCAGGUGGCAUCCCAAACACAACAGAAUGGGCAAAUCACUCAUUUUACUCAAACAGGGUGCAAUCUACCAAUAAGACCUGAUGGUUUAGAGACUCUUUCAGAGGUUGCACAGCAGCUUUCCAGGAGGUCUUUGGAUUCCCCAAGCUAUGAAUUCACUAACGGCAAGGCAAAUGCCAGGGAGAGCAGGCGGUUUGUCAUACAGCAACAAGACCUGAGUGUUCAAGGACAAUACAGAAGUCAGGUUCAAGAGGGCACUCCAAAUUCUUUUGCCCCAGAUUUGCUCAAUGAGGCUGGAAAAGCCCACGCAUACCAGCAUUCCAAUCCCUACCUCGGCACUCUGAACAAGGAGCCACCUGUGCUAACGUAUGAAGGUUGCCCAAAAGCAGAUGGCUUCUACCAAGAGCACUCCUCCUCAGGCAAGGACACCUCCUCUAGUGACGGAGACCCACGCAGCUCAGAUAAGGAAGCCUCCACUGACGAUGAAUCUCCCUCAUCCUCUUCUUCUGAUACUGGUGGAUAUCACGCCAUCCACCAGUCACCAUCCUCACCCACCAUGGUCGCCAGUGAUGCUUACCAGUACGGAGACAACCAAGGUGAAAUGAAAGGCACUGCUCUGCCACACAAGCUAAGGCUCAAGUAUAGAGCACUAUCUAAUGGUGGGUCCCUAGACGUCCUGGCUACAACAGCUGCUACGUCACCUGAUUCCGCUCUGCCUCAGCACCCAUACCUGGCGCUAGCGCAGGUUAACCAGCAGCAAGGCAGCAGCUCUGGAAGCAAGGAAGGGGAGAGUGAGACAACAGAUGAACUUUGCACACAACAGUCUCCUUACAGAGAGAAGGUAGAGGAAUGGAAGGAAAGCGGGAAGAGGAGCUUAGGAGGACGAGGUAGCAGAAACAAGAAACAUGACUGAAACUGGCACAUCACAUCCUUUAACAGAGUUAAGACAGGACAUGAUAAAUGUCACCUUUACCAUCUUAUAGAAAGAAAAAUGAAAAUGGUACCAAUUAAUUGCAUGAAAGUCUAUUGCUUAUACGUAACAACAACAAGAAAGAAACUCAUUGUGUUCUUGGUCUGUUUUCUUAUCAAGAGCGAUUCUGUGACCUUUUAAUGCAGCUCUGUUCUCUAACUCUUUCAUAAGCACUUAGCUAUAACUCGAAGAAGUUACGAAGAGGAAAUUGAGCUCUUUCAAAUUAUAUUUUUCCUCUUUCAAAAACCUACAGAACUCUGUAUAGCAACCUUUGACUUCACCUUUGAAUAUUUACAUAUCUCUACCAUGUUUCGUAGCUAAAUUGAUGGGUAGUCGCUGAACCCAAGUAGUUCAUGGAGUUUAAGGCACAAGUCCUUUUCUCCCUAUUGAUUUCAGGAGGAAAAAUCUCAACAGAUUUAUGCCCGUCUCUCUCCUCUGCCUUUGGACUUUAGCAUUAUUGAAGCACUUGGAUUGUUAUAAUACUGUGACAUGACUAAACAUAUCAUAUUUCAAUAUAUUUUAUGAAAAAAAAAAUGACAUGUCAAUCUUUAAGAGUAGAAAAGUGGGAGAAAUACUACGAACACUGUCUACUUAUUACUGUUUGAAUUCCUGUAUAGUCCUUUCCGAAUGUUCAUAUCUGAUGCUUCCAUUAUAUUUUUUAAAUCAUCGUAUUUAUGUCCCUGUAUCACACCAUUUGAGAGAAUGUUCUCUUCAUAGUGUUUUGGUCAUUCAUAGGUCAAGGUUAACCAGUGAAAAAUCACAUUUUUUACAUCACAUUACUAUAUUGCAUCACUGUAAAGGAGCUAGAUGGAUAGACCCUCUCCCAAGGUCACUGUGACCAAUCCUUUUUCGAAAAAGGCUACCUGACAUUUAGUCAAAUUAGAGUAAAAGCCCUUUCAGAAACAUCAAGGCGGUCUCUUCCGAGGCCGAAUUAAUAUGCGGACUGUAUAAAGUGUAAGAUAUCAUUACCAUCUCAAGAUGGUCGUGUCCUCUGUGGUCAGGUUUCAGAGACGCCUCACAUGCUACCUCAUGAGAAGAAACGGUUGAGGUUACGCAGAACUGAAGAGUUUCUCCUUUGGUGCAUGUAGCCCAUUGCAUCAUUAUACCCAUUAACUGUUGCGUAUAAAAGUUAACACACAGUAAAAUGCUGCAGCACACAACUAAGUGUUACCUAGACACAAAUUCAGUCCCACUAGUUGUCUUUGUAGAAUAUACCACAGCUGAAAGCUGCUUCUGCACUGAAUUUUUUUCAUCCGAUUUUAUACAAUCUGUGUUUAUUGUUCCCAAACAGGUGCCUGGCACUGGCCAUUAUGUAAAAAGUGUACAGACAAAUUCUCUCUUUUGAGUAUUUUAAGUUUGUAUCAAGUUUAUUUUGGCAUUCUAUAAUAAUUAUUAUUAUUAUUAAUAUUGUAUUUUAUUUUAUAUUCCAAUGCUAUUAUUCUUUUUGGGUUAAUAUUUCUUGUGUCUGUUGUCUGUUCACCUCAAUGUGAUACAGUACGUAUAUAUUUUCAUGUCCUGUUUGUCUAUUUCACCUCUGUACCCUGGUGUAUUGUGUGGUAUUUACUGAAGUUUUAAGUAAAAAAAAAAGAUGUUUGUUAAAAGAGGUGGGCGUACCUGUCAAGGUUCUCAGAAUGACACUAAAGGAGUGGAAAGAAAAAUAAAACACGUUGUAUGUUGAAUUUAA